Trichomycterus rosablanca is the source of this 543-nucleotide messenger RNA. RefSeq names its product troponin I, skeletal, slow d (gene tnni1d). Lineage: Eukaryota; Metazoa; Chordata; Actinopteri; Siluriformes; Trichomycteridae. Bases 37 to 543 code for a protein of 168 amino acids. The transcript has 4 exons. Gene Ontology annotation, biological process: skeletal muscle contraction; cardiac muscle contraction. Gene Ontology annotation, cellular component: troponin complex. The record is from RefSeq and is a predicted model, not a curated record.
GACCUGAACAUGUAGAACAUGACUGUGUUUGUUUAGAUGCUGCUCCUCAACAGAGCAAUCGAGGAACUGGAGAAGGAAAAGCUGGAAAAAGAGGAGGAGAAAGAACGCUACCUGAGCGAGAAAUUGAUUCCACUACAGCUCUCUGGGCUCUCAAUGGAUCAGUUACAGGUGAUGUGUAAAGAGCUUUAUUCAAAGAUCACCAUUGUGGAUGAAGAGCGGUAUGACUACGAGUCUAAAUGGGCUAAACACAAUAAUGAUAUUCAUGAGCUGAAGCUAAAGGUUCAGGACCUGGGUGGUAAAUUUAAGAAGCCGGCCCUGAGGAAGGUCAGAGUCUCCGCUGAUGAGAUGAUGCGAGCUCUGCUGGGCUCCAAGCACAAGGGCUCCAUGGACCUUCGAGCAAACCUCAAGUCUGUCAAGAAAGAGGAUAUCAAACAAGAGAAGGUCCUCACUACGGAGGUAGGCGACUGGCGUAAGAACGUGGAGGCCAUGUCUGGUAUGGAAGGCAGGAAGAAGAUGUUUGAUGCUGCUGGUGGAGGCCAGUAA